UUACAUACCGGAGAGAACACACCGGUUUAAUCGGAAGGUAACGUAACGAUGAGCGAGACGAGACCAGUGCCGAGGAGAGAGAGUCCAUGGGGGUUACCGGAAGGUCACCGAGAGCCCAAAGCUCACCGCUGCAACGAUCGCGUCGAGGACGUCGUACAGGCCUUUUUUGAGGGAAACCCAUUCAAGACGGUUCCAGGACCUUUUAAGUUAUUCUACCGAUGCAUGCGCUCUAAGCCAGGGUAUGUGCAGCAUAACAUCAAGAGAGGAACCAACAGAGCCAUUCACAUACCUCGACUUGGAACCUCCAAAAAGAGAAGCAAAACUUGAGUAACACUAUCACUCUUUUAUUAUUCUCCUUCGAACUUUUCAAACUGAGCAUGUAAGCGCCAAGACUGUGGUUUGUAUCAGCCACACAUCCUCUUGUUUUGUCAUAACCCAUAAUGCUAAUAAAAUUGAUAUUUGGAGUUCUUAUA
Raphanus sativus (radish) is the source of this 473-nucleotide messenger RNA. RefSeq lists its product as uncharacterized. The record is from RefSeq and is a predicted model, not a curated record. The transcript has 3 exons. NCBI's taxonomy places the organism in Eukaryota, Viridiplantae, Streptophyta, Magnoliopsida, Brassicales, Brassicaceae. Bases 49 to 327 code for a protein of 92 amino acids.